AUGGCUAGAAAUUUUGAUGAUAUGUUUAAUGAGGCUUUGUAUGACAAAAGAAGACGGCAAGAUAACACACUCAUAGAUAAUUGGAUCGAUGAGUAUUUACUCAAAGAUUCAGAAGAAGAAGAUAUCGAUAGAAGCUCUAUCCCAAUUACUCGUAGAUGGAUAAACAGAGAUCGAGAAGCAAAACAUGAUCACCUUUUCCAAGAUUACUUUGCAGAUGAACCGAGGGUUGAUACAACUGGAAGAAGAGGCUUGUUGCCACUCCAGAAAUAUACCGCUGCGAUACAGAUGUUAGCAUAUGGCGUAACAGCUGAUGCUGUUGAUGAUUAUAUGCGCAUAGGCGAGAGCACUACAAUUGAAUGCUUGAAAAAAUUUGUUGAAGGUGUCAUUUCCGUGUUUCAGGAUGAAUACUUGCGAAAACCCAAUCCGAAUGACGUACAACACCUGCUACAAAUGGCGGAGGGUCGUGGCUUCCCUGACAUGUUGGGUAGCAUUGACUGA
Arachis duranensis is the source of this 498-nucleotide messenger RNA. RefSeq lists its product as uncharacterized. The transcript is spliced from 2 exons. Lineage: Eukaryota; Viridiplantae; Streptophyta; Magnoliopsida; Fabales; Fabaceae. Bases 1 to 498 code for a protein of 165 amino acids. The record is from RefSeq and is a predicted model, not a curated record.